AUGGCAUAACCUAUGGCAUCUCAAACCCAACAAACAUUGCCAGAGGGGCAAUAGAAAUGGGAGGAAAUCCGAUAUGAGGAAAUAAAGAAAGAAAAUCCUUCUGAAGAAUUACAAAAUGCAGGGCUAAAUGAAGAAAUAUCUCUCAAGAAUCCCCUUCCUCUAGAAUAUCAAUGGAUAUUGUAGGAUCACAAAGAGACGGAUUACUCUCUGAAUUCUAGGAUUAAAAGUUAAAAUUUCCCUCUUAGAUUUGUCUAAGAUGGGGAGUGA
Stylonychia lemnae is the source of this 267-nucleotide messenger RNA. The record is from the annotation of a GenBank genome assembly. NCBI's taxonomy places the organism in Eukaryota, Ciliophora, Spirotrichea, Sporadotrichida, Oxytrichidae.